AUGCAAAUGAAGACAGUGCUAGCAUUUGCUAUGGGAAUAAUGUUCCAUCAUGGGGCUAUUAGUGGUGCUGAGGAGCGGCUGGUAAAGAUUGGGGCUGUUUUGUGUUUUAUUUGGAUUCUUCAUGAUACAAUGGGGUAUUUGCCAGUAAGAAAGUUUAUCUUAGGUGUAACAGCGAAUAAUCAGAGCUUCUUUAGUGGAAUGCUACUCUUCUUAGGAUGUUUAUGUGGGUUAGAGACUGUUCUUAUGUGUAUUUUGUUUCCACUAGUACCAGAAAGAGUAUCUUGGGGUUUACAACAGAUAGGCGGAGUUUUAGUAGCUGUUUCUUUGGUUUUGAUGAUUUCAUCUUUGUGGGUCUUAUCUAGUGCUGAUGUUUCAUUGUGUGUGUUUAUUGAUCAGGGGGUUUAUGCUUAUAUUAGGCAUCCUUACUAUUUAGGAGUAGGUUUGGCCUUUGUAGGAUGUUCACUUUAUCUGUGCAAUGUUGCUUCGGUGGUGAUUUCAUUUUGGGUGUUACGAGAGAGAGUUGCGGAAUUCAUUCUAGCUGAAGAGGAAUACUUGUUGGAGAAGCAUAGGAGUUAUGAGCAGUACAAAAAGCGAAUCUUCUCUGGGAUUCCAAUUGGUUGGUUGCGAAGUAAAAGCUUCCCAGACGUACCGAUGGAGAAAUCACUUGAGGGAUGUUCAGUAGAUAGUAAUAAAUGA
Molecule: messenger RNA, 696 nt
Organism: Nematocida homosporus
Lineage: Eukaryota; Fungi; Microsporidia
Exons: 1
Coding region: 1-696 (231 amino acids)
Source: RefSeq, a predicted model, not a curated record